UAGUAAAGAAAUCAAAACACGGCGGGAGUGUGCUGGGGAGCAUUGUAAUAAUAUAAACUUAGUAAACGAACCAAUUUCAACAAACUGUCAUGUGCGAGAAGAACAUAAAGGUGACACAGUGGCUGAGUAACAUAUUUGGUGACCAGCCUAUUCCACACUAUGAAGUGAACACUCGGACCACGGAAAUCCUGUACCAGUUAGCAGAGUGUAGUGAAGCUAGAUGUAGAGAUGUGGUUCUGCUGACAGAGGAUCUCGAGCAGAAAGCAGCAGAGUAUGGUACAGAAGGAAGUUAUCUUCAGGAGCUGCUGUUGGAAGGUGUUGGUCUGUCUACCAGCAGCCUGUCCAAAACAGCAUCUAGCUAUCUGAAUGCCCUGGAAGGGAGUGCCAUGGCACUCAAUACCAAGGAUACCUCAUUGGCAAGUUAUGUGGCUGCAAUGAAUGACCUUACAGCAGACAUCCUUGCAACUGAAAAGAAGAACCAAGAAAUGGAUCAUGAGCUGACUAUCCUGAGAAAAAAACUGACAUCUGCUUUGGUACUGCGCAAAAGCUUGCAAGAGGACUUGAGCAAAACUGAAGAAAACCAGGCGGUCGAGAAAGCUAGAGCUGAAAACAGGCUGCAAAAUAUGGAUUUUUUCAAAGCCAAAUCUGAAGACUUAAAAUUCAGAAUAAAGGCUGCAGAGGGUAGUAAAAAGCACCGUGGGUGCACAGUAGGAGGUCACAAAUUCCAUGUAUCUGGCACUUAUGAGUCCAUCUUUCUAAUUCCUGUGACUGGAGAAUCAGCUGUCUGCAAGCAGGAUGGAGCCCUCCUUAUCUCACCAGGCCCUACUGGAUCUUUCAGAGAAACUGGCCAAGCUGAAACAAGAGACCAUACCUAUGAAAAAGAAGCUGGAGUCCUUCCUAGACUUAACUCCAAAUCCGUCUCUUGCACAAGUUAAGAUUGAAGAAGCUAAAAGGGAACUAGCUGCCAUUGAUGCUGAACUUACAAUGAAGGUGGACAUGAUGGAAGUAGCAAUGCCCGAUCAACAUGCGAGGCAUAUGAUUUAAUGACAGAUUUUAAGAUGCUACUAUUACUUUCCAGUAUGAAUUGUAAAAGGGCAAUGAAUUGUAAGCACAUUUGUAAAUAAAUACUGAUUUAAAAACAUACCUCUCUUGACUACAUUUUUCAUAUCAAACCUGUAUGGAUACUGACGUAAUUGGUUUAUUAAUCUCUCCAUUUGAUUCUGAGUCUAAAUAUUGGAAAGUGGGUUUAUAUGACAAGUGAAAUCUCUGUGGUAUCGGGUCCAGGCUAUACCACUGCCGGCCGUGGACGGGAGUUCUCAGGGAGGCGGCGCACAAUAGGGCGAGUGCCGCCCGGGGUGGGGAGGGCUUAGGUCAGCCAGGGUGUCCUCGGCUCACCGCGCACCGCGCGUGUGUUCAUCUUCAUCUCUCCUGAGCAGGGGUUGCAGCGGUGAGCCGAGCUUAAAGUUGGGCAUUCCAAGUCUCGCACUUGGAGACCACAGUCUCCAUAGCUAGUAUAAGACUCUAGGACUCUUUCUUGGAUCUCAUCCUCUCAGAAGACUGUAUUGCUUGAUAAGCCCUCUGAAAUAUCGUUGAUAUUUUGGGUGAUAAGGUGAUUUUAUAAGUGGUAG
Molecule: messenger RNA, 1628 nt
Organism: Acipenser ruthenus (sterlet)
Lineage: Eukaryota; Metazoa; Chordata; Actinopteri; Acipenseriformes; Acipenseridae
Product: HAUS augmin-like complex subunit 1
Exons: 10
Coding region: 90-935 (281 amino acids)
Biological process (GO): centrosome cycle; spindle assembly
Cellular component (GO): HAUS complex; cytosol
Source: RefSeq, a predicted model, not a curated record